Molecule: messenger RNA, 5011 nt
Organism: Paramisgurnus dabryanus
Lineage: Eukaryota; Metazoa; Chordata; Actinopteri; Cypriniformes; Cobitidae
Gene: gsna
Product: gelsolin a
Biological process (GO): actin filament severing; barbed-end actin filament capping; cell projection assembly
Cellular component (GO): cytoplasm; actin cytoskeleton
Molecular function (GO): phosphatidylinositol-4,5-bisphosphate binding; actin filament binding
Source: RefSeq, a predicted model, not a curated record
UGUCAGGAUUACCCUGGAUGAGGUUAUUUCAGCAGAUUCUGAAUCAGAUGGGUGUUGCCCUGUCCAGACAUAACGAUACAGUAUCAUUAAAGUAUCCGACUUUGCUGUAUCUUUACACCAACUACAGACUAACGCCAAACAUUUAAUAAAAGACAGGAUGGUGGAUCACCCUGAGUUUGAGCAAGCAGGCAAGCAGCCUGGGCUUCAAGUGUGGAGAAUCGAGAAGUUUGAUUUGGUUGCGGUUCCUGAGAACCUAUACGGAGGAUUUUACACAGGGGAUGCCUAUCUGGUCCUUAAUACUAUCAAACAACGCUCUGGCAACUUGCAGUAUGACCUUCACUUCUGGCUGGGCGAUUACUGCACGCAGGAUGAGAGUGGGGCGGCUGCCAUUUUUACAGUCCAGAUGGACGAUUAUCUGGGUGGAAAGCCCAUCCAGUACCGUGAAGUCCAGGGCCAUGAGUCCAAAGCUUUCUUGGGCUACUUCAAGAAGGGUCUCCAGUACAUGAAAGGUGGAGUUGCCUCUGGGUUCAAGCAUGUGGUCACCAAUGAAGUUUUGAUGCAGCGUGUGCUGCAAGUCAAAGGUCGACGUGUCGUCAGGGCAACAGAAGUUCCAGUCAGCUGGGACAGCUUUAAUCAGGGAGACUGUUUCAUUUUGGAUAUGGGUAAUGACAUCUAUCAGUGGUGUGGCUCAAAGAGCAACCGCUUCGAGAAACUAAAAGCUACUCAGCUCGCGAAGGGCAUUCGUGACAACGAACGCAGUGGACGCGCCCGCGUGUAUGUUUGCGACGAAGGAAUGGAACGAGAGAAGAUGUUGGAGGUUCUUGGAGAAAAGCCAGACUUGCCUGAAGGAGCAUCUGAUGACAUCCAGGCCGAUGCCUCCAACAGGAAGAUGGCCAAACUCUUUAAGGUGUCUGACGGCAGUGGAGACAUGACGAUUGCCCUGGUGGCCGCUGAGAAUCCUUUCUCUCAGAGUGCACUGGAAUCAAGUGACUGCUUCAUCCUGGACCAUGGCUCAGAUGGCAGGAUCUUUGUUUGGAAAGGCAAAGAUGCCAAUAUGGAGGAACGAAAGGCCGCCAUGAAGGCAGCAGAUGAGUUCAUAAAGAAAAUGGGUUACCCCAAGCACACCCAGGUGCAGAUUCUUCCUGAGAUGGGCGAGACUCCUCUGUUCAAGCAGUUCUUUAAAAAUUGGCGUGACUUGGACCAGACUGAGGGCUUGGGUGUGGCUCAUGUCUCAAACAGCAUCGCUAAAAUUGAAAGGGUGCCGUUUGAUGCCUCCACCCUGCACGACUCUCCGGCCAUGGCCGCUCAGCAUGGCAUGAUCGACAAUGGUGCGGGAGAGAAAAAGAUCUGGCGUAUCGAAGGUGCAGACAAGGUUGAAGUAGAUCCUUCCACUUACGGCCAGUUUUAUGGAGGAGACAGUUACAUAAUCCUAUACAGUUAUCAGAGCAGAGGCAGACAGGGCCACAUCAUCUACAUCUGGCAGGGUAAGGACUCAACACAAGAUGAGAUCGGGGCAUCUGCCAUCUUAGCCGCCCAGCUGGACGAUGAGCUUGGAGGCGGACCUGUGCAGAUGGCUGGCGGUUCUCUCACCACACAGGUGCGGGUGGUCCAGGGUAAGGAACCAGCUCACCUGAUGAGUCUGUUCGGAGGUAAGCCCAUGGUGGUCCACGUAGGUGGGACGUCCAGGGAUGGAGGUCAGACGGCGCCAGCCGAAACGCGGCUGUUCCAAGUGCGCUCGAACUCUGCAGGGUGCACACGAGCAGUGGAGAUUGAUGCAGUGUCAGCCAAUCUCAACUCCAAUGAUGCUUUUGUCCUGGUGACCCCGUCUGCCUCUUUCACGUGGGUAGGCCAUGGUGCCAGUGAUACAGAGAAACACGGGGCACAGCAACUAUGUGAAAUCCUUGGAGUUUCAUCCUCAAUGCUGAAUGAAGGAAGAGAAAAUAACAGCUUCUGGAAUGCUCUGGGAGGAAAGGCAAAUUACCGCACAUCCACCAGGCUAAAGGACAAGAUGGAUGCCCACCCACCAAGACUGUUCGCCUGCUCCAACAAAACUGGCCGCUUCAUUAUUGAGGAGGUGCCUGGAGAGAUGACCCAGGAAGACCUGGCUACAGAUGAUGUCAUGAUCCUUGACACCUGGGAUCAGGUGUUUAUUUGGAUUGGUAAUGAGGCUCAUGAGGAGGAGAAGACUGAAGCUAUGGCUUCAGCUGCCCGAUACAUUGAGACCGACCCAGCCAACCGUGACUCACGCACACCCAUCGUGAAGAUCAAGCAGGGCUUUGAGCCGCCCACUUUCACGGGCUGGUUCUUGGGCUGGGACGACGACUACUGGACCACUGAUCCUCUGGAGCGAGCCCUGGCUGAGCUUGAGAUUUGAACCUUCUCCUCCUUAAAGCCCUCAGCCUUACUGCCUUGCAAGAAGAUCAUAGAUCUAAUGGUCAUAAGUGGGUUUAGUCAAAACCCAUGCUGCCAUGUGAGCAAUAUAAAAGGUCAACUUUUAAUUAAAGCACCUUACUACACUUAAGUUUAUUAACUAUUCAUAUUUUGCUUCUGUAUUUAAGUGUUUGUUAUCUGCAGUCAGUCAGCCAUGUUAACGGUUUCCUGGAUGGGGCUUCUUAUAUUCCCAUGCUAAAAUGCAUGCUUGAGCUGCCUUCAUUUACCAGUACUGUUUUUUGUAAGGUAUGUUUGUAAAAACUGCUAAUCUCUGUCUGGGAAACUGCCAAAAUCUUUUUUGUUUACUAUGAACUAGCAACAGUUUAAGUAGCCCAGUGUUUUGAUUCGAUUAGAUUUUUUAUAUUUUGUGAGUGUUUACAGUACAGUACCACCAAAAUACUGAUAUAGGAGACAGUAUGCUGCAGUACUGUAGGUGACCUCAUAAAAAAUAAGGUUUUAUCCAGCACUUUUAUUUUUAAGAGACUAUGGUUUAAUUUUGUGGCUGUUUUAUGCAAUUCUCAUCUGUCAUGGGCUAUGUUCAAAAUAGUAUACUACCAGACUGCACUGUUUCUGUUAUGCAUAAGUAUACUGUGCAGAGUAGGGAUGUUUUCUGUAUAGUAUACGCCGGAAUCUGUCAGAAUGUGCUGUAUACUUGAUUUACCAUUUACAGUAUGAUAAGUCGGAUAUAAUAUCAAGUUUAAUAUCUUUUCUUGACUGAUAAAAUAUAGCAGGCAGUAUGCAGUGUAUAUGAAAGGAAUAAUUGACGACGAGCCGUUGAAUUAUUAGAAAAAUAAUGCACACUAAACCUCGAGUGUGCAUUAUUUUUCAAUAAUUCAACGGCACGGAGUAAAUUAUUCCGCUUAUACUACGGUUACCACAAUUCAAGAUCACAUGAUAUAUUUCAAGGGAUUCGUCCGGUUUUUGUGCUUAAAUCGCUAUGUGAUUAGGACUAUUUCUUCCGCGUUUCAUUCAACGGCUCUUUUGCUUGUUGCAAAACACAAUUUUUAGGCUGGCAAUGGAGGCUUGAGCCGUUGAUAGCAUUCUAAUGCACUUAUUAAUGAAGUUAUUAAAAAAGACAGACACACACACAGAGAGAGAGAGAGAGAGAGAGAGAGAGAGAGAGAGAGAGAGAGAGAGAGAGAGAGAGAGAGAGAGAUUAGGCUACCUCUCUAAACGGCGCUGUUAUUGCCUCGGAAAACCGUCUGUCAUGUUGUGUUUGUUCGUCCUUUAUUACAGUUAACUAUGCGACGUGAUAUGGAACUGUAAUGCGGUCAAGAAAGCUGCCUGGAACUACGUUUGCCGUGCGUUUCGCAGAAAAUAAUUGCACACCUCAGAACGUUCAUCAGCCAAUCAGAUUCAAGCAUUCAACGGACCCGUAGUAUAAGUAAGGGAUAAUGUAGAGGCAGCCGGUAGUUAUUGGGAAAUAAGCCCCGACAGUGUGAUCAGGACCCGACGCGAAGCGGAGGGUCUUGUAUCACACUGAAGGGGCUUAUUUCCCAAUAACUACCGGCUGCCUCUACAUUAUCCCGCUUAUUACACGGCUACUUGCCACAGAAGAAAAAAAACUGGACAUGAAUAUGAAUUUGAAACAUUUUAUUGGCAUAUUUGUUUUAAAUUAACAUUUUUAUCCUUCCGCGAAACUUUGCACAGAUGCAUACAAUGAUCGUAAUACCUUAUUAAGAUCCUCUGCUUCAUACUUGUCUGUCUCCAUUUUUUUCUCUUUAACCAGUCGAAGUUUUAAUGCCCAUUCUGUAUUUUUUUGUGUGUAGGCUUCGUAGCUGUCAUGCUCUAUUUUGUCAAGUUCAGUCUCAGUAAGCUCUCUGUGUCUUGUCGUGGUUGUCGAGUGUUUGUCACAAGAUGGCGCCAAACAGACAGUAAUCUUUAUUGAUCUUUAUUGGCGCGGAGCGAUUUUACUCGUGCAAGUAGUUCCGGCUAUGCGUUAUUAUUUUGGAGCGGUUAUUAUUUGAAAAGAACGAACCUGCAAAUGUCUCAACUGACCAAUCAGAAUCAAGCAUUCCAGAGAGCCGUGUAAUAAUGUACUAUAUUCAGUAAGCAGUACGUUAGUAUUCUAUUUUGAUAUAGCCGUGGUCAUGCUACUUAAUAACAAGCAAUGAUGCCUGCAGAGGGCACUGUGAGAUGCAUAAUCUUCAUAACAGUAAUCUCCAUUAAAUCGUUUCAGAAAUUAAAUAAGAAGGUUUACGAAUUUCUGUUUGUCUCAAGAUUUCCAGCUCAGACAUAAUUUUCUAUUACAGCGUUACUUGACAGACAGUCAGCAACUGCAUUGUUCUCAAUGUUAUCUAAACAUCAUUUCCUAGAAGUCCAUAUGGAAUGUUAAAACUGAAAGGGCUGAAACCCUGCCUUAUGUCUAUUUAUAAAGCUUAGAUAAUUGUUAACAUAUGUUUAGGUUAACUCUUUGAUGAUCACAGCGAGCACUACUCCUCUAUGCAGACCCCAUACCAUGCAAAAAGUGCUGAAAUUCGCUAGAAAAUCAGAGCAUUAUUUCAGACUGCUGCUUGUGCAAUUCAUUCUGUACCAAACAAAUGGUUUUCUUAGUAAUACAAUAAAGAACCAAAACCUUUAA